Messenger RNA from Zygotorulaspora mrakii, 1455 nucleotides. RefSeq names its product chitin transglycosylase UTR2 (gene UTR2). Lineage: Eukaryota; Fungi; Ascomycota; Saccharomycetes; Saccharomycetales; Saccharomycetaceae. The record is from RefSeq and is a predicted model, not a curated record. Gene Ontology annotation, molecular function: glycosyltransferase activity; hydrolase activity, hydrolyzing O-glycosyl compounds. Gene Ontology annotation, cellular component: fungal-type cell wall. Bases 1 to 1455 code for a protein of 484 amino acids. Gene Ontology annotation, biological process: fungal-type cell wall organization; carbohydrate metabolic process. The transcript has a single exon.
AUGUUAAAACACGUCAAAGACUUGAUAGCUCGCGACGAUAUGCAAUUGUUCUAUAUACUAAUAAGCGUUGUGGGUAUCUUAGCCCAAGCCGCCAAUGCCAUUACUUGCAACGCGACGCAAUCAUGUCCCGAUCAUUUACCUUGCUGUUCCCAGUUUGGUGAAUGUGGUACCGGAUUAUACUGUUUAGGUGGCUGUAAUCCAUUAUAUUCAUUUUCUAAUAAAGCAUGUAUGGCAAUGCCAUCUUGUAAGAAUGUUUCGACCACUUUUAGCAAUUAUUCUUCGGAACUUGGGAAUGUGAACACCUACUUGGGUAAUUCCAGCUCCGUCGAUUGGGUCUACUCCGGUUGGGCAAUUGACUAUGAUGACGAGGACAGUUUGUUGUUGACAAUGCCAAAGAACAGUGAUGGUUCUUUGCUGUCUUCUGCCCAUUAUCUGUGGUACGGCAAAGUAAGUGCCAGAUUAAAGAGUUCGCACUUGAAAGGUGUCAUUACCGGUUUUAUCGUUUUCUCCAAUGUUCAAGAUGAAAUCGAUUUUGAAUGGGUUGGCGCCGAUUUAGAGACUGUUCAAAGUAAUUACUAUUUCCAAGGUGAACAAAACUGGACCCACAGUAGAAACUUCAGUACCUCUGACACAUUUGAAGAUUUCCACACCUACGAGAUUGAUUGGAAGGAAGAUCACAUUACGUGGUCACUAGACGGUGUCGUUGGUAGAACUCUGUACAAAAAUUCAACCUAUAAUGAAACCACUCAAACUUAUUCAUUCCCACAAACACCCGCAAGAAUCCAAUUCUCAGUCUGGCCAGGUGGUAACGCUACGCAAGCUGAAGGCACCAGAUCCUGGGCUGGUGGGUUAAUCGACUGGAACGCACAGGAUAUUCAAGAUCAAGGCUACUAUUAUAUGACAUUGAAUCAAGUCAACGUCACGUGUUACGAUCCUCCAGCAUACACCCACAGGAAUGGCAGCGCGGCAUACGUCUACACUGGUGCUGACGGGUACACUUCUGAGGGGAUUUCGGUGACCGAUGAACAGUAUAUGUUGUACUCGGUUGAUGGAAGUGGUUUGCAACCAUUGAUCGGUAGAGAUAACUCGACUUCCUCGUCAUCGUCAUCGUCAUCGUCGUCGUCAUCGACGAGGUCCGGUUCGUCAACUUCACGUGCAUCAUCAGGAUCCUCUACCCAGAGCUCUCUACAUUCAAGUGCAUCCAAUUCACAAGAGACACGUUCUACCUCAGAUGCUGCCUCCCCUGCCACCGCAGGCAACGCCGGAACAACGGCAGCAUCCUCCUCCCUGAGCCCAGAACAAAACACUGCUUUCAUCCAAAACAUGCAGUCCAGCAGCAGCGGUGCCCGCAGUAUGACAACCGCAACUGCAACUGCCAGCGACGCGGCCAACUCUAUCAAGAGCACUUUUGCAUUUUCAGCAUUCGUCACUUUCCUAAUUACCCGCUUCAUGUAA